CGCAUUUGGCAACGGGACUUUCCAGGGGUCUACACAACAAUCGCAGCCUUCCAGUGGACAGAGAACAUCCUUCCAGUCAUGGAGGCACUUCGAGAGAGGAGACGCUGGGACAAGUGACACAUGCAGCACUGAGUAGGAGGGGGCCAUUUCUGUGAAAAGAUCCCGAGGCAGCAAGCAGGCAGGAAUGUGUGCUCUCGUUGGUGGAAGGUAUCAGAUGUCACCAGCUGUGAGGGGCUGGUAUAAAGGACAGAGCUGCCACCUCCCAGAAUAGAUAUCAGCUUUUCACAAGCAGCAGCACACGCCAAGGAGAAGCUCCAGGAGUCUGACCUUGUUUUUGGUAACUUUUUAAAACCAACCAAGGGCACAACUUGUAUUUUUCUCUCCUAAAAUAAGAAAAACCUACUGGCCUAACGCUAGGCAGUGACAUUAUUAUGGACGUUCAGAGGACAGGGUCUAUUGUUCGGGCCCCAAGCCCAAUGGAUAGCCUGGAGAAGCAGUUGAGCUGCCCCAUCUGCCUGGAAAUGUUCACCAAACCUGUGGUGAUCCUGCCCUGCCAGCACAACCUGUGUCGUAGCUGUGCCAGCGACCUCUACGACUCACGCAACCCCUACCGCUUCUCCGGAGGCGUCUUCCGCUGUCCUACCUGCCGCUUUGAGGUUGUGCUAGACCGUCAUGGUGUGCAUGGGCUCCAGCGUAACCUGUUGGUUGAAAAUAUUAUCGACCUCUAUAAGCAGCAGCAAGAAGGGAGCAACAGCGGGAGCAACAGCGGGAGCACAGAACCCACCCUGAAGCCUAAAGAAUCCAAAGAGCCCAUGUGCCAAGAACACGAGGACGAGAAGAUCAACAUCUAUUGCACUACCUGCCAGACACCCACCUGCUCCAUGUGCAAAGUGUUUGGCCAGCAUAAGGACUGUGAGGUGGCACCUUUAGCAAGUGUUUACCAGACCCAGAAGAGUGAACUGAGUAAUGCUAUCGAUACCCUGGUAGCUAGCAAUGGCCGCCUGCAAGCCCUGCUCAACCAGAUGGAAGAUGCCUGCCGUGCUGUGCAGGAAAACGCUCAGAGUGCUAAGCAAGGUUUAGCGGAACGCUUUGACCUGCUAUACGCUGUCCUGGAGGAGCGCAAGACCAUUCUACUAGAGCAGAUUGGAAAAGAGCAAGACGAAAAGGUGGCAGCACUGCGGGCGCUGUCUCAGCGCUACAGUGAGCGACUGCAGACCAGUUCAGAGCUGACGGACACUGCUGUGAGGGCGCUGGAGCAGGGGGGGCCUGCAGAGUUCCUGCUGGCCUCCAAGAGCCUCAUCACGCAGACCAAGGAUGCAGCUAAAAGCUCGCUGGGGGAAGACCGGCCAGAGCCAGGCUUCGAGAAGAUGGACCACUUCACUUUGUCGACAGAGCAUGUUGAGGCAGUGCUGGCAAAAAUGGACUUUGGAGUGGUUGAUGAUGAUGAGUUUGAGGAUGCAGAGGAGGAGGAGGAGGAGGAGGAGGAGGAGGAAUAAUGAAAAUCUAACUAGUUACGGACUUGUAGAAAAAACUAUAACAUGUGCUUUUGAAGGUUUUUGACACAAUUGUUUAUGGCAGGGACUGCAUCUGAUGUUGAAAGAAAUCCAGGGUUAUGGUGGAGGUGGGCGCCUUGCCCAUACGUUCAGUGCAAUAUUUUAAUGACGUAUUCAUUGUUUUUCUUAACUUUUUUUUAUACUUUUGUACUUCUGAGCCAGUUAAAUGGAGAAAUCGGUCUAGAUAAUUGUUAAAAUAACAUGUCUGAAGAUUGAUUACACAUUGUUUUCCUUACAUGUUUCCUUUGAUAUUAGUUAUUUGUGUUUUUCUCACUUUGUCCAAGUUUGUGUUGAACUGGUGAUCAGCUGAUCUGUAAUCACCAAAUUUGUCUUCAAUGGAAUGUGGAAUAAAGCUGCAUGAUGUUAAGCUCCUAUUUGCUUUAUUUGCCAAACUUAAACAUUAAGUUUAAGGUUAGGAACAUAUAAAGGAAGGAAACCCAGUAUUAUUUUAGGCGUUUGGAGUGCUUCCAACUAAAUAGUUCCCAGUCUAUGCUGCUCUUACUUGGCAAUAGUCUGAAUUUAAAAAUAAAAGCCCUUGCCAUGUGUGCUUUGCCUUUGCUGGUUAAAUGUGGGGUCUAUUUUUAAGAGGUGAGAGGGUGAGAGAUGAUAGCAGCCCUGGAAUAGACUCAGGGAAGAACAGGCCAGGUCCUGUUUCUCCUCCAUAAAACUCUGUCCUCCGACUCAUGGACGUCUUGCUCAGCAGCUCUGGAGGGCCAGAGGGCUACGCUAAGAAAGGCCGCUCCAUUUGCCACACGAGUCACCUCCCAACGGUCAAAAGGCCAUGGUAAAAAUACAUGUCUGCCUGAGGACUGGGUUACAGAAAAGCCCCCGGAGAUGACAUGCAUGGCUGUGUUGGGAGCAUUUGCUCAGAGUCCACAUUUUGUUUCUAAUUCACAACCAGGUGCGAAGAAGUUAUUCCAACACAACAGGGAGUAGGGGUUAUGCAGUUUGAUAGGUGCUGCACUAACAUGGGACUUUUAUACUAACUAGAGCAAAGGGAAAACAACUCUUUCAGUCCUCUGUCAGACACAACAAUGACCAGACAAUACUGUUGUAUCUACAAUAUUCUGGAACCAGACCAUUAAAUAGUCUGCUUUAAUCAUCAUAAUGGCUAAAUGCCAAAACUUUGAUUAAAACCAUAACAAAAUGAUUCAUAAAUA
Molecule: messenger RNA, 2713 nt
Organism: Trematomus bernacchii (emerald rockcod)
Lineage: Eukaryota; Metazoa; Chordata; Actinopteri; Perciformes; Nototheniidae
Gene: trim63b
Product: tripartite motif containing 63b
Exons: 2
Coding region: 432-1496 (354 amino acids)
Molecular function (GO): zinc ion binding
Source: RefSeq, a predicted model, not a curated record